This is a messenger RNA of Truncatella angustata, 2411 nucleotides long. Its product is annotated as acetoacetyl-coenzyme A synthetase. Gene Ontology annotation, cellular component: cytosol. The transcript is spliced from 5 exons. Gene Ontology annotation, biological process: lipid metabolic process. The coding region runs from base 202 to 2295 and encodes 697 amino acids. The record is from RefSeq and is a predicted model, not a curated record. Lineage: Eukaryota; Fungi; Ascomycota; Sordariomycetes; Amphisphaeriales; Sporocadaceae. Gene Ontology annotation, molecular function: acetoacetate-CoA ligase activity.
CUUCUGAAUUCUUCUGUUCGGUUGUUAACGAGCACCAAGAUUGUUCUUGAAGCCAGUCGCCAUCUUGAUCACGCAUUGGCUCUACAAGUGUUUAUGCUAGACGAAACUCCGAAGAUUCUUUUACUUCAUUAAGCCGUUGAAGAGGCCGUACAAAAUUCCGGAUACAGAAGCGAAGUCAGCACUCAAAGUGCUCGCGCAACCAUGGCAUCCAUUAUUCCAAGAAAGCUUUGGGAGCAUGCCGACCCAAAAAGCACUAAUAUGUGGAAGUUUAUGCAGAAGGUCAAUGGGAAGCAUGGACUCAAUCUCAACACAUUCUGGGACUUGUAUCAGUGGUCAAUCACGAAUCGUUCUACCUUUUGGUCAGACGAGUUCGAAUAUGCAAAUCUCAUCCACUCUGGCUCCGUCAAACGCGUUGUAGACGAAAGCAAAUGUAUUGACGAAGUUCCGCGAUGGUUUGAGGGUAUUCAAAUCAACUUCGCCGAGAACAUCCUCUGGACUCGCCAGCCCGGCGACGCAUCAGAUCAACAUGGGACGGUUGGGAAGGAAGACGACAAGAUUGCACUAACUGAAGUGCGGGAAGGCGUCAGCGAGAUCCGCGAGUUGACAUGGGGCUCGCUCCGGAAACUCGUGGGUGAUUACGCUUCCGCGAUGCAGACAAAUGGCGUACAGCAAGGUGAUCGUAUCGUUGCAGUGGCUGCAAAUAGCAUCGAGACUCUAGCAAUCCUGCUCGCGACUACUUGGUUAGGUGCUGUCUUCAGCAGCAGCUCUACAGAUAUGGGUGUUUCGGGUAUCUUACAGCGCACUGUGCAAAUCAACCCGAAGUACAUCUUCAUGGAUGAUGCCGCGUUGUAUAAUGGCAAGCGGGUCGAUUUACGCCAGAAGAUUACUGAUAUUGAAGCUGGUAUGAAAGGGUGUGAUCUAUUCAAAGGAAUUGUCUCGAUACGCCGAUUCAAAGAAGCGCUGGAUGUCUCGAAGAUUGCUCGAACCAGGACAUUCGAGAGCUUUCUGAGUACUCGGAAAACAACGCCUCCUCCAAUUGCCCGACUUGCAUUCCAUGAGCCACUCGUAAUUUGUUACUCUUCAGGGACUACUGGAAUUCCAAAAGCCAUCGUGCACUCCGUGGGUGGGAUUCUUGUAGCUUAUGUCAAAGAAGGGACGAUACAUGAAGGCCUAAGUGCUCAGUCCGUCGUGUUACAAUACACAACGACAGGGUGGAUCAUGUAUUUGGCGAGUGUCGGAUCGCUUCUGUCUGGAGCAAGAACAGUGCUUUAUGAUGGAUCGCCAUUUCAGCCAGAUCUAAAGACCUUCGUAAAGCUUAUUGGGGACCAAAAGGUCACCAAGCUCGGAAUUAGUCCUCGAUGGAUGCAUGAAAUAUCGAAAGCCGGUAUCUCACCACGCGAAUUAACCGAUUUGUCCAAUUUGCAAGUUGUCACUUCUACAGGUAUGGUUUUGUCGGACCAGCUCUUCGAAUGGUUCUAUGACUCGGGGUUCCCGAAAUAUACCCAUCUUGCCAAUAUUUCUGGGGGUACCGAUAUCGCUGGAUGCUUCGGUCAAGGAAACCAAUUAACACCAGUCUACGUCGGCGGUACUCAAGGCCCAAGUCUCGGAACACCUAUUGCGGUCUACGACUCUCUUCUGCCUAAUGGUCCGGGUAAGGAAGUGUCCGACGGCACCCCAGGAGAGCUCGUAGCGACAGCUGCUUUCCCGAACGUUCCUGUAUAUCUGUGGAACGAUAAGACGCCUGUGGGUGUCAAAGGCUCCAAGUUUCACUCUGCAUACUUUGCCCGUUUCGAUCAGGUUUGGGCACAUGGUGACUUCGUUGUCAUUCAUCCGGUCACCAAGAAUGUGACAUUUCUUGGUCGCGCAGAUGGAGUACUAAAUCCUAGUGGCGUUCGAUUUGGAUCAGCUGAGGUAUAUGGUGUUCUAGAGAGACACUUCUCGGACCGGAUCGUUGAUUCGAUCUGUGUUGGUCAGCGAAGACCUCAGGAUAACGACGAAAGUGUAAUGCUGUUUCUACUUAUGCGCCCCGGCCAGCCUUUUGACAAGAAGCUCGUGCUUGAGAUCAAAGAUGCGAUCAAGAGGGACUUGUCGAAGAGGCAUGUGCCGAAGUAUGUCUUCGAAACGCCAGAGAUACCUACCACCAUCAACUUGAAGAAAGUUGAACUGCCUGUGAAGCAAAUUGUUUCGGGCUAUACCAUCAAGCCUAGUGGCACCCUUCUAAAUCCAAAAAGUCUUGAGUAUUAUUAUCAAUUUGCGACAGACGAGGUCCUUAAGGCGGGGCAGGAGAAAUUGUAGAGCUUGCUCCCCAUUUCAAGGAGAUAUUAUAGAUAGAGAUAUAUGGGAUAAGUAGGAUACAGGUCAUUAAAGACAGGGGUUAGAGCAACACUAUUCUUACAAUCUUCGAUACGAAU